AUGCAACAUAGAUCAGCUGAGAAGGAACAACAUGGAACGGGCUUCUUAUUUCGACGAUUGGCAGGCGAUGUUGGAGCUGCUGUGAUUUCGGCUACUCUGGUUGCUCCAGCAGUAACUAUUAUUGAUAGGGCUCUCGUGGAGAAGUCGACCUUCAAUCAACCUCUUAUACGCGGUCUCCGAACGCAUGCAAUUUCUGCAUUCAAAAGCCCGGCUCGCUUUGUAUUUCAAGCGCCCUUUGGCCUGAUAUGGGCUUUGUACGGCGCGACGUAUGUUGUUGCGAAUGGAUCCGACACAAUCGGGAGGGCAUUAAAAGCCCCCGCGACGGGAAUGAUCACUUUCCUCUCCACCACAAUGGUGAAUGUGCCGCUAGGCGUUUGGAAAGAUAUACGUUUUGCGCAAAUAUUUGGCACACAGCGGACUGCUGGCGAUGUGGGAGCCGUUCGAGAAUCUUUAGUACAGACUCGCGGCGCCGCUCGAGCAGCCACCGCAAUUUUUCUCUUGCGGGAUAGUGUGACAAUUUUUGGAUCUUUCACCCUAGCUCCUCGUCUGGCGGAUGUAAUUCCAGAUGAUAUCGCCAGCCAUCCGGCUGCUAAGCCGGUGAUUACACAGCUGACGGUCCCAGUCCUGACUCAGCUUGUGGCAUCGCCAUUACAUUCGCUGGGCCUGGAUUUGUAUAUGCGACAACAUGCCGUGCCCUUCUCCAAUCGGCUGGUACAGUCUCAGCGUCAUCUCGCUUCAUCAACGGUGCUUCGGUGCAUUCGCAUUAUUCCAGCGUUUGGGUUUGGCUGCUUGGCGAAUCUAGAGUUACGAGAAAUGUUUCAUAGAAAAUUGAAUGUCUGA
Penicillium macrosclerotiorum is the source of this 840-nucleotide messenger RNA. RefSeq lists its product as uncharacterized. The record is from RefSeq and is a predicted model, not a curated record. Lineage: Eukaryota; Fungi; Ascomycota; Eurotiomycetes; Eurotiales; Aspergillaceae. The transcript has 2 exons. Bases 1 to 840 code for a protein of 279 amino acids. Gene Ontology annotation, cellular component: mitochondrion.